This is a messenger RNA of Cinara cedri, 12906 nucleotides long. Lineage: Eukaryota; Metazoa; Arthropoda; Insecta; Hemiptera; Aphididae. The record is from the annotation of a GenBank genome assembly.
GGGCUUGGUCCAAAAGAAAGAAGUGAUUGUGAAAUUCAAAAAUCUAAGAAGCUCUUACUGUCAGUAGUUAAAAGAAAAUCUGAUAAUGCAAGAUCUGGAAAUGGUACAAAUGAUAUCUACAAAAUAAAAUUAUUCUGGUUUGAGGAGAUGAACGCAUUCAUUAAUUCAACUGUUCAACAACGAACCACAAUCGUAUCUGGUAACUAAUAUUUUACAUUAUUUUUGUUAUAUAAUAUAAUAUAAAUUAUAUUAUUUUAUAUGUUUAUCAUAACUAUAAAAUAAUCACAGCACGACAGUUAUAAAUGUAUAGAAUUUGUUCUAUAUUUAUAUUAGUAACUAUAUGUAUAUGUGUAUUAUGAUUUUAUAAUUUCAUCAUUAUUUUUACUAGAAGAGCAUGCAAUGGUGUUCUAUUUAUAACAACAUAAAUUAGAAUUAGCUACAUUAUUAUUAUUUAUUUUACCAAUUGUCAGAGUUUAAUGGAAAAAUAUAUUACAAUUAAUUAAAAUAAUUUAAACUGAUUUGGUUUUGCCAGGGAAAGGCUUCUUCGUUAUUAAAAUAAUCACAAUAUUUAUCUCGUGUUUCUUGUGCUUUCAUAUUGGGAUAUCUGUGGUUAGUUGCUGGUAUAUUCUGUAAUCCAUUUGUACAUUGACGCCAUGAUCCAGGGAAAACAUGGUGAUUUUCAUCUUCAUAAUCAAUUAGAUCUCCCAUAACAUAUCAUGGGUUAGUUUUUUUCAACCAAUUAUGAAUUUCACAGCAUGCGAGAGCAACUUUAUCCAGUGUUUCUAAUAUUAAUGAAAUCGGUUUUUUAAAUAAUCUAAAUUUACUUACAAGUAUGCCAAAGGCAUUUUCGACUACAGGUCUCUUUCGAGAGAAACAAGAUAAUUGUAAAUUAUCUCUGCUUGAGACAUAUUGUAUCAACUGUAAGAUUUCAUUAAAUAUUUUUUCAACAGAAAUGCGUCAUCAGCCAAAAUAAUGAAAUCUUUUGGUAUUACAAGUGAAUUAGUUUCGAAAGCAUUGUAUAAAGUACUAUUUUAAAAUAUACCUCCAUCUGAUUCCCUUCUUUUAGCUCUAACAUCGACAUACCAAAAACAUUAACCUGAAUCCACCAAAGCCAGUAACACAAUACUGUAACUGUUUUUAUAAUUAAAAUAAUCUGAGCCACUUCUGGGAGGAGCACCUAUGACGAUAUGUUUACCGUCUAAAGCUCCUACAAAUCCGGGAAUGUUCCACCACGUUCUAAAACCAUAUUCAUUCAGUGUUUUUCCAACCAUCUGUUGUUGUAGGAACCUGAAAAAUUAAUAUUAUUAUAUAAAAAUACGAAAUAAUAGUGUAAAGGUCAUUAAAACACUAAGACUAAUUAUUAUUAAUAUUUUAGAUAUUCCCCAAAGAUAAUUCCGACGAGACUCCUAAAGAAAGUUAUGAAGAAACCCCAAUAGAUAGUCAGUACAAAGAACCAAAUUUUGAUUAUAAUUCUAGUAAAAGUUGAGGUCACAUCACAAAAUGUAUCAAAAAUAGAUACAUCUAAAGACAGUAAAAAGAAAGAUUGAACAAUCUUCAACAUUGAAAAAUAAAAAAAACUACUCAUGAUCAUGAAAUAAAUUUUAUGACAAGUGCUAUAGAUAAAUUACGGGCAAUUUCAAAUCGUGCAUCACAAGUCACUGUAAAUAAAGAAGACAGUUAUGAUCUUUUCGGUAAAUAUAUAGCAUCUAUUUUACGAUGUAUAGGACCACUAACAGUUAUCAAAUUGCAACAAAAUAUCAUUAAUAUUGUUACAAACAUUUAUGUCAACCAGAAUAUAUCAUAACUGAAUAUUCAAUGUCAGAAAGAACAAAUGCAAAUAGUGGAAGACAAUCAAAUUUAAGUACUUUUUUGCAUAGUAAUGAAGAUUAUGUUUCAUUAUUUACAGAUUUAUAACUAAAUACAUAAAAAUUCACUAAUUUUAUUAAAUAAUUAUAAUUUCAUAAUAUAAACCUACUCAUUGUUUUGAAAAUUUAUUUAAUUUCAUAUUUAAAUUUUGAAGUAAAAUAUUUAAUUUAAAAUUAAUAAAAAAUUACUUUUAAGGCAUAUUGUAUUAUUUUACUUACUUGUAUGAAUUUUGUCAGUACAUUAUAAUUUGCUCUACAGGUAUAUGGAAUAAAUUAACUUAUUAUGUUUAUUGUGUUUCUAAUUUUGUUUUUUGUACUGAUUGCUUGUUUCAUGUUUGUGUCAGAUUUUGAAAUGAGAUUUGCAACACUCUGUAAGAGUUAUUCAAACUGAGAUUCAGUCAUUCACAGAAAGUUUCUAAAACCAUCUGGAAAACAGCUUUUUAAUUCUGUAUUGACCUAAUUUGAUGCUCUUAACAUUUUUCUUCGCAGUAUCCAUUCACUAACCCAGAAGCAUUUUUUUUUUUCGUUUUCCGGUCAUUGUGUCUCGUAGAUGAUCAAUCUUUAGCUAAUAUAGUACAAAAAAAAGAACUCAUAACGGCACAGCUUUCUACAACUUACUCAUGCAUGAUCGACGUUUCGAUGUAAACUAAACUUGUGAAAAAUAAUGACCACCACGAACGCGAAAUCGUGUGAACUAUUCAUUGAUUUUACACUUUCGUAUUUAUCACGAAAAUAAUUUAAAAUUAUUAGCGUGGGUCAUUCCCCGUGGGAACGCGGCAUAAUACUAAUAAUCCAAGAAAUUAUGGUCCCCCACUGAGAUAGAUAAUAAUAUAUUAAUAUACACGGUCUUAGAUUAUUAUCUAUCUCAGUGCUGCCCCCUAUCCGUGGAAGUUGUUUGCUUUAUCUUUAAGACAGCCCUGUCUUAUUAUUAAGAUGAUAUGUACCAUGGUUGAAAAUUUGUGUUUAUUUUGAUAAUAAAUUAUUUACUCAAUAAAAAUGUAUAAUAUUCUAAUAAUUAUUUAAUUUUUUUUUUUUUAGAUACAAACUUUAGAAAUGUUCUGUGAUAUAAAUAUUCCAAAUAAAUGUAUCAGUUUAAAUUUUUAUUUUAAGGAUUAAAAUAUUAUGGAAUGUGUAAUUGCUGUUCAUGCAGGUAAAUAUAAAUUUAAACAUAAUUAGUAACAAUAGUUUCUUAUUGUUAUACAUUGUUAUAAUAUAUUUGAAAGUAUUAAAUUAAUUAACCUUCUAAUAUUGAAUUUUUUUCUUUAAUGAUUUAAGACUAUAAUAAUUGUAACAUAUGUUUAUUUAUGAUUUUUACAGGUGCUGGUUAUCAAAAACCUACUAGAGAAUCAAAUUAUAAAAAAAUUUGUAUGAAAGCAUGUAAAAAAGUUUGUUCAACUUCUAUUUGAUGUAAAUAAUUUUAUAAAAAAAGUUUAAAUUUGUUAAGGGAUUAGAGGUGUUACAAAACAAUGGUUCGGCAUUAGAAGCAGUUUCUGUGGCAACUAUGGUUUUAGAAGAUUCUCCUUUAACUAAUGCUGGUUAUGGAUCUAAUUUAACAUGGAAUGGAUUUGUAGAAUGUGAUGCUAGUGUUAUGGAUGGAUCAAAUAUGCACUAUGGAGGUGUAGGUGCAGUUUCUGGUAUAAAAAAUCCAAUCACUCUUGCUAAACUCAUUUGUGAAAAACAAAAUUUUAAAAUGUCAUUUGGAAGAAUUCCUCCAUGGUAUAUAAUCGCUAUGAUCACUUAAAAUUUAAAGCUUUGUUUAUUUACUUUACUAUGUUUUUUUUUUUGUGGUUUGUAGCAAAUAAGUCAUAUUUAUUAAUUUAGGGAAAUAUUGGUAUAACGUUUGUUUUAUUAAAGUUUACCAUACAAAAAUUAAUUAAAUCAAUAUAGAUUAAUUCAUCUAAUUUCAUUAACUGAUUAAUAAAAUUAGUCUUAAAAAUUAUACUUUUUAAUUAGGUGGUUAUACUUAUUAGAAAGUGAAAUAUGAAUUUAGCAUUAGAUAAAUAGAAUUAAGAAUGAAUGUAUAUCAAUAUAAUAAUACCAUAAUGGUAAUCCAGAGGGAAUAGCAAGUAUAGCAGAAAACAUGAGAGAGAAAUAUAGAUGGUAUAUGCUUAUUUAAAUUUAGAAUAGGAGAAAUGGUUAGAUGGCUACAAAGAUAUGUAAAUUCAGUAGUGUAAAACGAAACCAGGAAAAAGGGUAGUGUUUAUUACGAAAUUUUAAAGGAAUAUGGAAUAAAUGAGGAAUGGUGAUAGAAACCAAGAAAAAAAAAUAAUCUAACCCUUAGAAGUAAACCUCAUAAAGUGAGUGAACAUUGGUUACUAAACUAUCCUUUUGAUUCAGUCAUAUUUUAUAUUAUACAUUUAAAUUUGAAUAUUAAAAAUAUUGUAUCAAAAAAAAAAAAAAAAAAAAAAAAAAAUACAAAUAUAAUAAAAUUAAAAACAUACAAAUUAAUUUAAACUAAUUAAUUAAAUUUGAAAUAAUUAACGACAUCCAAAUGACCAAAAUAAUAAUUGACGUAUAAUUGACCCAAAAUACUGAUUCAAUUAUGAAAUAUUAGGAAUAAGCUAUGCGUGUUAUUUUUAUAUUUUAUGUAAUAUCUGCAUCAUAUAUUAAAUUGAGUAUAGAUAUAUCGUUUUAUCUAAUUAUCUAACCUAGUUUUAGAAUGUCUAUUAGAUUCUGUGUGGAGCAAAGAAGCUUGUGGUUUUACAAAGAUGUUUAUUUUAUUUUAUUUUAUUAUCUGUGGAUAACUUUUCUACCUGGAAUCUUACUCUUAUUUUUAAGUGUAGCAUUUUUUCUGAAAGGAAAUCAGACUGGGGAGGUAUUCUAAAGUGGUAAUUUUUUUAUUUUCCCAAUAAAUUGGAUAAACCGGGAAAACAGGAAAAUAGUAGGUACAAUAUAAAACAAAUAUUAUUAAAGAAAAUAUAUAAUUUACAAUAUAUGUAAUAAUUUUACCAUAAUGUGACAUAUAUAUUGUUGACAAAACGUUAUCAACUGAACUCUGCUCAGAAUAAUUUUUUUUUGUUAUAAAUAGUUUAUUGUUGUUUACAUAUAUACAUUUAAUUUCCCUUUAUCUUACCUUCUCAACUUCCCUUCUACAACAAUGGCUGUACCCAUCCGCAUUAUCCUAGGACAGCUUAUAUGAUAGUACAUUUUCUUCUCCAUCACCUUCGUUUCAACUAUUUAGUGACACUUAUCAUUGUCCUAAACUUCCACUUGAUCCGGUCCCUUACAUUGUCCUUGCAUAUGCCCGCUAUCCUCAUUAUUCUCAAUCGCAUUUAAACACUUCGUUUUUGGUCUUCCUCCUCUCCCUUUUUCCUCCAGCGCCUUUUAAUAACAUUUUUACUGCUUAUGGUUUGUUUCUCCUCAUAACAUGCCCAAACCAUCUCAAUCUGUUUUCUAUCAUUUUGUCCACUAUCAAAGCCACACCUGAGCUACCUAGCUGCCUCCUUAUCCUAUCUUUUUUCAUUAUUCCAUUCAUCCAAAUAAAACAUUUUCAUCUCUACUACACUCAUUCUUUGUUCUAUUUUUUGUCUGCUACUAAACACUCCAAACUAUACAACUUAGCCAAUUUCACCAUAUUCUUGUAGAACUUACCUUUUAAGUUUAAUUGGAAUUAUCUUAUCACACUUUACACCUGACACUUUUCUUCUCUUUAUCCAAUCACUUAAUUCUAUUAAAUUAUUAAUAAUAAUAGAAAGAAAUUAAAUCUAAUACAACAGUUAGAAUAAUGAUAGGUAAAGGAUAAAAAAGGAAAACAUUAAAAUGAUGUAAAUAUUUAUUCAUUGAAAUAAUUUUACUAACUGAUUGUAUUAUAUUAAUAGUGAGCACAGAGUAUGCUAAAUAAUUUUUAAAGAACUGUCGGAAGUAGAAAAGAUGUUUGCUUUGUAUAUUGUGAGGAUUUAUUUUAAUGGAAAUUAGACCAAGAAAAAAAGUAUUAUUAAUCUUAUUUAUCAAUUUCUUUUAUGUUUUUAAAAAUUGUUAGCUUUAAUAUUUUUGAUUAAUCUUGGAUGCAUUUAAAUUAUUUCUAAAAUGUGAGUUUUACGAUCAUCCCAUUUUCUUCAUUUGUACUUAACCGAAAUCAAUAAAUGAGGUAUACAUUUAAAGACCAAGUCCCCCAUUCUAAUAAAUUUGUAAAAUCUUUCAUUUGUUUAAAAAUUAAUGUUUGACUCUACAGUUCUUUCCUUAGAUGAGUACAAAUUUUAGUUAAAUUAUGAAUUUGUUAUAUAUUUGGUGAUGUAAAUAUACUUUUGAUAUAAUAUAUUACUGGUUUACGAAACUUUGAAUUAUUAGACUGUAAUUAUGUCAGCAUAUUAGAUGAAAAAAAUGUAUAAUGUAAUGUAUAAUAAUACUAUCAUUAAUUUUAGUUUAUUAGUUGGUCAAGGAGCUCAUGAAUAUGCAAUACAAAAUAAUAUUAUAGCGAUUGAUCCAAUUAAUUUAAUUUCAGGUACUAAACAUUUUUAUUCUGAAAUGUAUAUUUAUUGUAUAUACAGAUUAGAGACCGAACAUAGACUCCAAUUUUUCUGAGUUAAAUUCUAAAAAUUGAUACAAGAUAUAAAUAAAAAAAAAUUUUAUUUAUUGGAAGUAUAUAAUAUAAUAAGGUUUUUUUUCAAAAUUAUACCUUCUAAAAACUGGCCUUGAGAGACAAUGCAAGUAUGAAGCAGUUGCUGUAAGUUUUUUAUCACUCUUGUUUUCCUUAAAAAUAUAUUGAGAAAUUUUGAUAAUUUUUUCAAAAAGUGCCACAAUUGUUUAAAAAUCUUAGCUAUGAUUACCCCAUAGAAGAAAUUUACUGAGGAGCAAAGAAGUCAUGCUAAAUAGAGUGAUAAAAAACUCCAAAAACGGUUCCAUAUGUGAAUUGUCCAUCAAGAUAAACAUUUAGAAGAUAUAAAUAUCAAUCUUUUUAAAUUUAUCUAAGAGAAUAUGGGAAUCUAUUACUUCACGCUCUGUAUAUAUUUAUACUUAUACAUAAUAUUUUUUAGAAAAAGCAAAAAGGGACUUUGUUCACAGUAAAUAUAAAAUUAUGAAUCAAAAGUGCAGUUAUGUUCAGGUUAGUUUAGUUUUAAAAUAUUUCAAUACAUUUUUUUAUAUAUUACCUAUACAUAAAUAUAUUUAUAAUAUUCAAAUUUAUCCUUUAGGUUGAAAAUUCAAAAUUAGAUACUGUAGGAUGUGUUAGUUUAGAUAAAUUUGGAAAAGUAGCUGCUUCAUCUUCUAGUGGUGGAAUUAUAUUAAAACAAGAUGGUCGUGUUGGACAAGUAAAUAUACCUAUAUAUAUAUAUAUAAUAUUAUGGCAUAUUCACAUAGUGCAUUAAUUAAUCUGUUCAUAAAACGAAAAUCUAUUUCAUGAACUUUGUUCAUAAUGUACAAGUUUUUUUUUGGAGAAUGUAAAGGACACAAAUUUUAUAUAUUUUCGAAAAAGGAAAACAUUUUAAUUUAUACUUUAGAGCAGGGACUCACCAUUUUACUUGAGCAGGCCAUAUUUGCUAUCACUUUUUCAUUGAGAGCUAAUUACAAAAUUAAAAUAAACAUAAUUAAAAAUAAAAUUUUAACAUAUAAUAUUAUGUAUGAAUAGGAACAAUCAUAGUAUGAGUUUCACACGAGGUCGUCCUUAUUAACUAGAUUUGAAUAAAAUAUAUAAUUAAAGACAAUUAUAAAAUUAAAAAAAUAUAUGUUUGUUAAUUCUUGAGUGCAAAAGGAUAUAAAUAUUUAAUUUCUUUAUUUUUUUAAUAUUUAACUAUUGAAAAUGUCUUCUCACAAAAACUUUUAAUACCUUUAAAAUCUAUUUCGUAAAGACUUGAAUAAAAAGUUUUUAGUUCAUUACUUUCUAUAAAUUCAAUUUUAAGAAUAUUGAUGUUUUGAAAUUUCUAUGACUUCCAUCUAUAAAUUAGAUUCAAUGUCAUCAGAAAAAUGAUUUUGAAACAACUUGAUUUUUUCUUGUAAAGUCAGAAAAUCGUAUUAAAAAUUAAUUUUGUAAGUUUUCAAUUAUAUUUAAAAAAUUAAUUUUUAUAGUUUCCCAAUAGGAAAUUGAUUUGAAUGAUUUUAGUACAAUUUAAGAUAUAAAAUUUAAAUUUUAAACACCAUGAUAUUACAUAUUUAGAGGACUGCAGAAAAAAGUUUUGUGCUCUGCAGAUUGUCGGUGCCUCCUUUAGAGGUAACUUUUUACUUUUUUAAAGUUAUCUCAGUUGUAAACAUUGUAAAUAAAAAUGUCUACUUAGACAUAAUUAUUGUUUUCAAGCUUCAGUUAUAAGUGUUGUCAAUGUCAUAAUUUAACAAACUCAAUUUCCAUUUCACGAGAUGUACACAAUUUGUAUUCAUUUCAUUGACGAAUAAUCAGUGGUUUCAGAUAAUAUUAAUAACCCAAUCAAAUCCCACUAUAUAAAAGAAAUUUAUUUAUUUAUUAACGUUACAAAAUUAAUAUAAGUUGAUUAACCAUAUAACUAAAAAUCUUUUAAAUGUAUUGAUACUAAUAGCAAUUAAUUAUUUGUUAUCAAUCUUUAAUGAAGUUAUUCAAAAUAAAAAAUUAACAUAUUCUGUAUAUACAGUUAUCACUGUUUUUUCAUUCGUCUAUUGGACUCCAACAGUUCCAAUGUACAUGUAUAAUAGGGUGGCUCUAGUCUAUAAAUUUAAUUUUUAAUUUUGCCUUUUCUUAAAUUAUACUUUUUAAUAUUAUUUGAAUACGCUUAAAACAAUGUAUAAGAAGUUUCAAGUGAAUUGAAAAAACUUAAAUAGUGCCACAAAAGAGUUAAAGUUGUCUAAUUAUACUUUUUUAAGAAAAUAGCAUAUUUUUCUUAGAUUUUAAGCAUAGUAUAUUAAAUAAUGGUACUAUAAAAAAAUGAUUGUACAUAAUUUGUUUAGAAAAGUAUAUUACAUAAUUUAUAAUAUGGAACAUUUUUUUCAUAAAUUUAAUAUUUAUCUAGAAAAUUAUAUUUUAAAAAUAAUCAUUGGUAAAAUAUUUGUUAAUAUUAAAUGAUGUUAAAUAUACUAGGACAUCGAUAACAAGACAAUAUUCGUAUGAUUAUCAUAUUCAUUUUUGAAAAGAGAGCUUACAGAAAAUAUCUGUAAGGAAUAUGAAUUGUCAAUUGAUGAUGCAGUUAUUCUUCACUGGGAUGGAAAGCUAUUAUCUGCAUUAACAGGGCAAAAAAUGUUAAUAGACUUCCCAUUGUAGUUUCUUAUAAUUGUUAUGAUCAAUUACUUUGAGUCCCAGCUAUUAAUACUAGAACAGGGAUUGACUAGGUGGAUGCAAUUUUUCAUAAUAUGCUCAACGAUUGGUGUGUCACAAAAAAUGUUCAAGCUUUUUGUUGUGAUACUGUGCUUUAAACACUGGCCAAAUUAAAGGUUCUUGUGUUUUAUUAGAAAAUUACAUAGACCGUAACAUUUUAUAUUUACCAUGUCGUCACCAUAUCUAUGAGUUAGUUUUUAAAAGUGAUUUUGAUAAAAAAAAUUAUGUACAACAUCUGGUCCAAAUGUACCAAUAUUUAAAAGUUUUCAACAAUAUUAGAAAAACAAUUAUUGAACAAUUUGAACCUGAUACUAUAAAUGAAUAAAUACAAAAAAAUGUGAGUAAUGUGUGUUCUGUUAUAAUUUAUUUUGUAGUUAAUUAUUUACUAAUCAAGCAUCCAAAGGAAUAUUAUAGAGAGUUGUUAGAAUUGGCGGUUAUUUUUUGGAAGAGUGCCUCUCGAGAAAUUUCUUUUAGAAUACCCGGAGCCAGCCAUCCAUCAUGCCAGGUGGAUAAGCCAUAUACUGUUAAAAAAUAUUUUUAUUCCGAAGUCAAUUUCAUUUAAAACUGAAAGAGAAAAAAUAUCUAUUGCCCGUGUAUGUGUUUUCAUUAUUUGACUAUACAUAAUAGCCUGGUUUGUUGCACCUCUGGCUUCGAGUGCACCUUACUAAGAUCUAAAUUUUUAAAAGAUUUAUUAAGAUCAAUCUAUUGAUUAAAGUAUAUUUAAAUGAUGAUUAAAAAAAAUGUGUGGCCAUUUAUGGUAUUUAUCACCCGAGGCAGCUGUGUUAUCAUUGUUCGAUCAACCUAUUAGUAGAUGCAAAAGAAAAACGAUAGCAGCUCUUAAGAUGGAUUCAGAAGAAGAUAAUAUAAACCAAUAUGUUUUGAACUCAAAAGAACCUAUUGAGAUAUUAAAUAAAGCCCUUGAAGGUUUUAUUUGUGUGAAGAAUUAAUUUUCAAUGCAAUUUUUUAUUAAACGUUUCAAAAUAAAUACUGACUUUUUUACGGCUGAUUCAUAAAAAUGGGACAAUGAUGAAAAUUUUUAAAAAUCUACUGCCAUUGUCACCAAUAUAAAUGUAAUCAAUAAUAUAACUGAAGGAGGAGUUAAACUUAUAAAGAAAUACAAUACAAAAAUUAUCCAUGAUGAAAUUCAAAAACAAUAUUUGUGUGCAACUAUUGUAAUAAAUACCCAGACUCCAAGAAGUGUACCAUUUUAGAUAAAUAGUUAUAUAAAAAUUAAAACUUUGAAUAUAAAUAUUAAUAAAAUUAUGAUUUUUUUUAAAAUAUUGCACAUUUAUUUAAAAUAUUAAUUAAUAAUGUCAUUUUUUUUCAAAAAAUAUUAGUUUUAUGAUAAAAUAUAUAAGAUUAAAAAAUACACUAAAUGUUUAUUUAAAUAAAUUAUGUACUUAUACUUUUUUUGAUACAGUUAUUAUUACUUGUGCUAUGCUUGAAACAAAAUAGGAAUAUGCGACUUUAACCCUUUUGUGGCACGGGUUAAUAUUAUCCAAUUCUCUAGAAACUUUUUAUACAUCGUUUUUGUAAGUAUUCAAACCAAUUUAGGUUGUAUAAUUAACGAAUUUUCAAAGUUCAGUUAUGCUUACAAAUAUCUAAUCUAAUACAUCUUAUAGUAGAUAACAAUCAACAAUAUUAUAUAAAAAUGAUUUACAUAAAUAUGUAUGAAAUAUAAAUUGUUCAAAUUAACUGGCUGUCUGAACUAGCAAUAACUGUAUUAGUGAUACUCUACUAUAUUAUAUAACAAUACAUUUGUUAUAAAAAAAAGUAUUUAAACUUUAGUUAUAAGUUUUAAAUAAUGAUUUGUUUUGGAAUUUUCCAGAUAAGAUACUAUAUAUUGUUACUAAAUAAAAUUAAUGAAAAUUUUUAGGCUGCAUUAUUGGGAUCAGGAUGUUGGGCCCAAAUGACUGAUGAUGCUGCAACGGCAGUGACCACAUCAGGUUGUGGGGAACAUCUUAUUAAAACAAACUUAGCUAAAGAAAUGUCAAAACAACUUUUUAAUUCUUCUUGUCCAACAAUUGCAAUUAAUAAAUGCUUCAAUGAAGAUUUUAUACGUUAGUAAUAAAAACUAAGUAUUUUGUUUAAUUCAAAUUAUUAAAAUAAUUUUUUAUGAUAUUUCUAACAGAGUCUCCACUAUUAAAUGAUUGCAAAGAAAAACUUGCAGGUGUACUUGUACUAUAUAAAAAUAAAGACUGCUGUGAAAUAUUAAGUGCUCAUACUACAAAGUCAAUGUGUAUUGCUUAUGCUACUGAGCAUGACCAAAAAGUAUGUAUUCAAUUAAAAUAUAUUAUAAAUCUGAAAUCAGUAUGUGUAAUUAUAUACAUAAAGUAGAUGAAGAUGUAAUAUAGGCUUCUCUGCAUCAUCUUUUUUUCAUUUCUAUAAGUGAUGAUGAUACUACAAUAAAUUAUGUUCAAUGCUUAUAUAUUAUUAUGUAUUGUCCAUAUUAUUGCUAGUAAAUCACUAACAAAAAUCAAUAUACAAAUGUUUGGUUAUCUUACAGGAAAUCUUUGAUAAUCUAGUAAAAAAUCUUAGUAAUCAUUGGAAAAAUUAUGGUAUUCUGGAAUCUGGUGUACAAAUAUUUCAUAAUUGAUUUUUUAUUGUGGAUGGUUGUUUUAUUGUUCUUAUAACUAUGAACAAGAGGAUUUUUAGUUCUUUUUAGCAAUAAAAAGAUUCCUCUCUCCUCAGGACAUACCCAACCAUCUCAGUCUAUUUUCUCUCAUUUUGUUUACUAUUGAAGCCAUGGUUAAGCUAUCACUUAUGUUACUUAUCCUUUAUCUUUUUUCUCUCUACAGUUCGUUCCUUUGAAUCAUACAACAUAGCUGGUUUCAUCACACUAGUAUAAAAUUUAUUUUUAAGACGAAUAGGAAUUUCUAUAUAAAACACCUGUACACAUCUGACACUAAUAAAAUUAAUUAUUUCAAUAAAAUAUCAAUAAUACCCUUAAGAUAAGUUUUCCCUGCAGCGUCCAGACAAAGUAUGAAACGGUGUGUCUUUAGUUUUAUGCAUUUUAUGUAUAUAACUGUUUUCUUUUGAACAUUUGACGUUUAGCAUUUAAUGCUUGAUGCGGCAUCUGUCCUUAGCACUGGUCUUAGAUCAGUCAAUUCAUUAAAAUGCUUAUUUCAACAUGUUAAAAGAACAAUUAUUAAGAAAUCAUCAUUAGAUAACAAUAAUUAGUUUUUUUGAAAAACCUUUCCCUUUGACUGACUUAAGGAAAAAAAAAUUAUUAAUUGGGUUUUUCCUUUUUUUUAUUUUGUAUUAAAACAUAGUAAAGAAGUAAUCUAUCAUCAUCUUUUUUCAUUAAUGAUUCAUAUAUCAUGUUAUUGUUAUUUGAAAUUAUUUGUAUAUCAAUAUGAUUUAAAAUUUUGUGAAAAAAUGAGAAUAUUAAUUUUCAUGAAGAUAUAAUCAUAUGCGCCGGAUCACUGUAAAACGGCUAAUAAAUUAAAUAGUAAAUAUAUCAAAUAAGUAAAAAAAAAAAAACUGACGAAACGCGGCGUCUAGAAGUGUAAAUCAUGUCUCGACUCUGCAGAGAAAACAUACUUUUCAAAAUGUUUUUUAAUCAUCGGUUAUUUUUAGAGUUAUGUAAGUCGUUUAAUGACAAAUGCAUCUCCAGAAACAAGUGUUAUGGUGCAAGGAUAUCCAUUAUGAAGUUUUGAAAAUUAAUUGAAACAUUUCUAUUGUAUAAAAAAAAAUUGUAAUUAAACUAUAAAUAAUAACAUAAUAACAUAAAUGCAUUUAUUUUUUGUUUUAUUGAGUGUAGUGGCCCAAACAUAAGAGGAUUAGAGAUUAAAUCGUUUUAAUUAAUUUAAUUGUGUAUUUAAAAAUAUC